Saxophila tyrrhenica is the source of this 960-nucleotide messenger RNA. RefSeq lists its product as uncharacterized. NCBI's taxonomy places the organism in Eukaryota, Fungi, Ascomycota, Dothideomycetes, Mycosphaerellales, Extremaceae. The coding region runs from base 1 to 960 and encodes 319 amino acids. The record is from RefSeq and is a predicted model, not a curated record. The transcript has a single exon.
AUGUCUCCAUCAACCAUCGCCCUCGCAGUCACCCUCCUCGCCGGCACGACCGUCAGCGGCAGCCCCAUCGUCAAGCUCCCACUGACAUCCUUCACUCCGAACCCACCAACACUUCCCCCCGUCCCGGCCAGCGAAAACCACUGCCCCGGGUUCAUGCUGGAGCUGAUGCGUUACGAUUUCGGACCAAAAGGGUGUCCUGAGCCCAGCGCGCUCUACUCGGCAGCCUGUAUCGCUGAAUGCGAGGCCGUGCUGGAGGCCAAGAAGGACGAAGCUGGUGAUCGUCCCUCCAAAGAGGAUGACGACGCUGCGGAUCCUGUCGCGAACAGGUCGAUCCCAGGACCGGUUGCUGAAGGCCAUUGCCCUGGCUACAUGCUGGAGAUGAUGCGCCACCACUUCGGCCCCGACGCCUGCCCCGAAGCCGACGAUCUCUACUCCGAGGCCUGCGUCGCCGAGUGCCAACUCAUGCUCGACCUGCACAAAGAUAUCGUCGGCCGUCCAGUCCCCAACACCUCCAUCGCCCCCAAGGACUCAGCACCAACUCCCCCCGCCCACGCCACCAAGCAACCAACCCCCACCCCAACCCUCCUCGCCCGGCACAAAAAAUUCAACGAAGACUUCCGCGACCCCACCCUCUGCCCCGCAGCCACCUUCCGCACCCUCCUCUACGCCCUCAACGCCGGCUACGCCUGCCCCUCUCGUGGGGGCGCCUACACCGACAUCUGCGUCGGCGUGUGCGAGGCGACGGUCCAUUGGCUCGCGGACUGGCCUGGGCAAUGGCCGGAGGUUUUCCCGCAAGGGGCCAUAUUGAUGCCGAGGCCACGGGCGCAGAAUGAUUUGGAUGCGCUGUUGGCGAUGGGGACGGGGAUGGAGAAGAGAGGUGGGGUGGUGGAGGAGCCGGCCUGUGAGGAGGGGGAGUGUGGGCCGAUGGGGGAUUGGGCGAUUAAUGGGACGGGGCCGUAG